AUGAAACCAAUUCAUACUCCAAUUAAUUUAAGUCUAUCUUAAUUAUAUCAAUCGGAAAUCAAAUAACAAUAAUAACCAGACAGAAUUUUAAAAGAUUUAAAUGGUUCUGCUUUUAAAUUUAAAUUUGACUCAAAUUUUAGUGAUAGAAAACAAAGAUAACCACAAUAAUAAUAAUAAUAAUAAUAUUAGACUAAUUUAGAUUGUGGAUUAAGAAAAUCAUCUAUAUUUGAGGAUUACAAAUUUGAAAUGGAAAAUGGUAAUAGUUGUAGGAAUAACAAUUAAAUUUAUAAAUUUAAUCACUUAAAUUCUAGUUCUGAAUUUAAUUAUUAAAAACCAAAUAUAUAAAAUGUUUAAGGAUAAUAUCAAUCAAAUUAAGCAUUAAUUGGAAGUAAAAUGUUAAGUCCUCUUUAAAAGAUGAAUCAUUUUAUUUAAGAAGAUCUUGAAAGUUUAAGAUUUAGUUAACAAUUCUAGAAACUUCAUUUUAAUGAUAAUAAUGUAGAUGAUUAUAAAAUAUCACUUUAUUAUUAUAAACCUUAGAUUGGUAUCACAUAUUAAAUGAAAGAUAACUUAUUGUUAGUGACAAUAGAUUAAAGUUAGAUAACAAAAAUUAGAUAAUAUUUGAAUGAAUUUUAGAUUGAUACCUUAAUAAUAUUUUACUCCAUAAAUUUUCCUUAAUAAUUAUUAAUGUCUAUAAAAUAAAUAAUAUAAGGAGUUGUUAAAUUUUGUAACUUUAUGUAAUGGGAAGAAUAUAAUAUUUAAGAUAAAUUAACAUAAGUAGGAUUUAUGCAUCCAGAAAUAUAUAAUGAAACAUUAAUAGAUAAGUAAAUAUAUAUUAAUUUAUGUUCUGCUUUACCUAUUCUAUCUAGAUCUAAUUUAGAUACAAUAAUAAAUUAAUUAUAAGAAAAUGAGAAAUGUUGUAAACUUAAGUUUAAUGAUUCAUUAUAAAAUUAAUUAGGAAUAUUAAAAUAAGAGAAUAAAUAAUUAAGUAUAUAAUAAUUAUUUGAAAAAUACUUUUAGACAUUUCAUGCUAAGAAGAUAUUUUUGGAUUAUUUAAAGAAUCCAAUAUCAUCUUAUUAGAUAAUAAAUAAAAGAUUAUAGAAUUUGUACAUAUUUCAAUAAUUAUCACUCUAACCUUCAAAUUAAAAAUUUAUAAAAAUGCCAGGAAAGAUUGGAUCAUUCACAUAAAGUAUUAUUAAAAUAAUAUAAUAUAGUUUUGAAGGUUUUGUCAACAUAUUAAGAGAAGAGUGAACCAUAUUCUAAGUUAUUUACAUAAUUAUAAUAUUUAAUUGAAUUUGUAACAGUAGUGAAAUAAUUGGUAGUAAUAGAUAGAAGAGCAUAAUAAUAAACAUGUUAAUUAUUAAAAGAUUUAAGUAAUGUAAAUUUAGAAAGUAUAUGUUAAUUAUCUGAUAUUAUUGAAACAUCUUUGUUAUUCAAUUAAUCAAAUGUUUAAAUAAAAGAACAAAAAUAUCCUUAACUUGAAUAGUUAUUAUCUUUAUAAAUUAAUUUAAAAACAAGAAUUUAAUUAAUAAAAAAUAAACAUUAAUCAGAAUUGGCAUUAGUAGGUAUUAAACCUUAAUCUAUUGAAGUGAAAUAUGUAAAUAAUUCAUAUAAGUUGGUUGUUUAGUCAAAUUUAAAUUUAGAGGAUAAAGUAUAAACAUUAGGAUGGGAAAUGAUUAGUGAAAGAGAUGCUGAAAAUUUUGUAGUUUUUAAGACUUCUUAUACUCUUAGUUUAGAUGAUUAAUUUGGUGAUUUAGAAAAUUAAAUUAUAUCUAUGUAAGAAAAGAUCUUAAUAGAACUUGUGAAAUAAAUUUAAUCAUAUUCUGAUUAAUUAUAAUAAAUAGAAUAAUUAAUUGGAGAAAUUGAUUAUUAUAUAGGAUUAAGUAUUGCAAUUACAUAAAUGAGAUUAUGUAUUCCAAAAUUAAAUAAUAAUAAUCAAAUGAAAAUUUAAGGAGGAAGACAUUUAUUAGUUGAAUAAACAAAAAAAUAAAAUGUUGAAUUUUAACCAAAUGAUUUUGUAUUAAAUGAUAAAAGAAUAUUUUUAAUUGUAGGUCCAAACUUUUCUGGUAAAUCUGUAUUUAUUAGAUAAAUUGGUAUAAUAAUUUAUUUGGUUCAUUGUGGAUUACCAGUUCCAGCUUUGAAUGUAGAUACAUAUUUAUUAGAAGAAAUUCAUGCUUUAUUUCCAUGUGAAGGUAAGUAAUAAUCAAAUUUAAGUAUAACUAAUCUAGAAUUAUUAUAAUUGAGUUCUGCAUUAAAAGUUUCAAGUAGAUCUUUAGUUUUGAUGGAUGAAAUUGGAAAAAGUAUAUAUUUCUAUUUAUAUUAUAUAGCAUUUAAAUAUUAAGUUGGAUCUAAUCUUCAUAAAUCUGCAUUAGAAUAUUUUAUGUAGAUGUCUCCAACACCACCUAUAGUAUUAUCAGCCACUCAUUAUCAAAAUCAUGAAGAAUUACUUUAAUAAAAGUGUUUGCAAUAAGGAGAAAUGGAGGUAGCAUUUGAAUCAAAUAAAAAUCUUAUUUUUGUUUAUAGAAUAGACUUCCAUUCUAAAAGAGUAUAAAAAGUAUCUUUUGGAUUGGAGGUAGCUUUAUUGGUCCAUUAAAAUGAGGAAUUAUAUUAGAGAGGCUUAUAAUUAUAUGAAUUAUUAACUAAAUAUAAGUAUUUAUAAAAUAGUUGA
This is a messenger RNA of Paramecium primaurelia, 2665 nucleotides long. Lineage: Eukaryota; Ciliophora; Oligohymenophorea; Peniculida; Parameciidae. The record is from the annotation of a GenBank genome assembly.